AACAUAUUGAUAUUCUGCCGCUGCUUUGAUUUAUUCAGUCCCAUCAUCUUUGGCAAGGUCAUUAUAAACCAAGAACAAUGAGUGAUUCCCAACAACAACAACAACUGCAACAAUCGCCAACAAGUUUUACCGAUAGAAUUUAUUUGGAUGUGCUAAAGAGAGAAUUUAAUAUUACGAAAGGUGUGGAACAAUUCUCUACAAAACAAUUGACGGAAUUGAUUAGAGUGUUACGAUUGAAUGCUUCAACAUUCAAUUUAAAUGGAGGAGUAGCAACAACAAACAAUGCAAUGCAUCACCAACAACAACAAAUAAUUUCGGAAUGAAUCCACCACCAACACUGUCACCUUCCAAACCAAUUCAUCAACCACACUUUUAUCAACCAACACAAAGUAAUACUCCACCACAUCAACAACAUCAACAUUCUGGAUCAUAUUCUCACAAUAAUCAAUACAGUAAUAUGCCUUCUCCUCAAAAAGCAUCUCCUAUGAAAAGACCACACUCUUCUAUAGAGGUUAUUUCUUUAGAUAAUAGUCCUGUGACAUCGAAUGGAGUGACUGAUGAUGUUAUUUUCGUAAAGGCAGAAGUAAAACCUGAAAUCACAACACCAACAAAGAGGAGAAAUGGACGCAAAGCAACACCAGGUUCUUCCCCAAUGUCCUCGACAAGUUUAACAUCACCAGGAACUGUCUCUCCAAUGUCAACUACAUCAUCACAAGGAGGAUUUACAACUCCAACAAAACAAACUGAUAGAAAGAAUAUUCUAGGUCCAUAUCUUGAUGGAUCAUUCAAGGCAGAACAACAACCAAUUCAUACUCCACUCAGUAGUAAUGCAUCCUUAUCAUACUCUCAAACAGCAUCAUCACAUGUUCCUACGCCAACCUUUAAUGAUUUGGCAAAUCUUCAUUUGGAUCAAUAUUCCCAACUUUUAUUCUCUCCUUCGACCACUGUUCCUCUCUCACAACUUAAUAUCAAUUCUCCUAGAUCUUCAAUAACACCAUCAAGCUCACAAAUUACUGGAAUAUCAACACAGACCAGCUCACAACAAGUAGUACGUCCAUCGUCACCAGAAUUGAAAAUUACAAAUGCUGCCACACCAAAGGCCCAUUCUGAAAAAAAGAAAUCUAGGAAAAAGAAGGACUCCACUCCAGCUCAACCAGUUUCAACAACAACCAUUCCUGCUGAUAGUCCACUUGCAACCAUGACAUCUCCACCUGUUGAUUCAACUGAAAAGAGAAAGAAAAAGUUUGUUUCUUCGUGUAGUGAAAAACUAUUGGAUAGAAUUCAAAGAGCAUUAACUCAAAGACUUUUCCUAAUUGGCAGAAAGGAUAAAAAGGAAUAUGAGGAAACCUUUGCAGUAUUCGGUACAACUGGCAAUGUUUAUGAUGUACAUGUUUGUCAAGUUCCAACUUGUAGUUGUCCAGAUUUUAAGAGAGGAAAUUUCUGCAAACAUAUUCUAUUUGUUUAUUUGAGAGUUUUGAGAAUACCAGCCACUCAUUAUGUAGUCUACCAAAAGGCAUUAAUGAAAUCAGAGUUAGAAGCCAUUUUUGCACAUGCUCCUAAGGUAUUGUCACAAUCUCUGAAAGCUAGCGAUCAAGUUAUUCAGAGCUAUAAUAAUUUAAUGAGCCAAGAUACUUCUCAAUUAACUAUUGGACAACAAAGAAAAACACUUGCUGGAUCUCAUUGUCCAAUUUGUUAUGAGGAUUUCGUUCCUGGAAAGGAAAAGACAGAUCACUGUCUUGUUUGUGGAACUAAUGUACAUGAGGAAUGUUUCAAAGCAUGGAAGAGUUUCGAUAAGAAUUGUCCAUGUCCUGAAUGCAAAACUCCACAAUUUGGAAAGGGUCAAUCUUCAGUCCUGGCAACAAGUGAAGGAUAUUGUAAUCUAUCUCAAUACCAACCAAACACACCAAAAUGUAGAUAAAUUAAUUUAUUAUCAAUC
This is a messenger RNA of Naegleria gruberi, 1936 nucleotides long. Its product is annotated as C3HC4 type zinc-finger domain-containing protein. The record is from RefSeq and is a predicted model, not a curated record. Gene Ontology annotation, molecular function: zinc ion binding; ubiquitin protein ligase activity. The transcript has 3 exons. Lineage: Eukaryota; Heterolobosea; Eutetramitea; Acrasida; Naegleriidae. The coding region runs from base 320 to 1918 and encodes 532 amino acids.